GUAUCCCCGGAGUCGGGGCUCUCCCGGUUUGGCGCGAAACCGGAUCUGACGUUACCAUAGGGAGGUACUCCCUGCCCCUAGACAGGUACUGUUGUAGCUAGGGAAAGAUCCGACGAUUCCUCGGCCUUGUCCCCAGCCUUUGCUAAGCUGCCAGUCAACAGUCGCAGUCAAGCCUCGUCGGCCUUGUCUUUGCAUGUGGAGCUAGCUAGCUAUGCCUUCUUUGCGCGGCGUAGUGAUUGGCGACAGCCAAGUGAAAUUUAUGUGCAGGAGUCGCCUUCCCUUGAAGGCCUCCGUCAAGACCUGCACAUUUAGUUACGCUGGCUUUGACGCUCUGCGCAUGGCCGAGGCUGUCAGUUCGAUGCGCUUCCAGCGCGUUGAUUUUGCCAUUUUAUACGUUGGAGGCAACGACCUUGCCAACGUCAACGCGGAGCCUCAGGAGAUAUGCGACAAUAUUGGGGAGUUAGUUUUACAACUGCAGCACGACGUGGCCCCUAUUGUCUAUGUCUUCAAGGUGCUCCCACGCUGCUUCAACCCCGAAGACGCCGAUGCGGAGCGCAAGACACGGAAAGCGCGCUUGCUGAACUGCAAGCUGACGGCUACGCUAAAGUGCUGGCCAUGUGUUCGCAUCUUGAACGCCGAGGUAAGCUUGCGCCGGCAUGAAAAUGCCGUGCCGUCGUGGUCGGCACGCAGCUUUUUUAAAAACUAUUUAGCCUCGCUAGUCGCUCAUUGUUUGCAGUAAAAUGAUGUAAUAGAGGUCUUGAGGAUUAAAAUGCCGACAUGUGGAUCACGACCGGCACUGCCAACAGAUCCGAUUAAAGCGGAAUAUAAAAUAGCGAAAUUAAGGUACUGGUACAAAGCACGUCAAGCCCUGAAAACGAUAAUGGUAACAACAUUGGACAUGCUCUUAGCCAGAGUCUCAUCUAUACGCGUCUGGUGUUGAGAGAGCCGGUUUGUGCAAUUUGUGUUGCACGGGAAACCAAAGCAUUCUAGCGCAAAUUGCAUAACUAAGGUUGUUCAUUUUCAUGUUACUUUUGAUGAAGUGAAUUCAUGUCUUCAGUCUUCAAAACGAAGGUAGGUCAGUAGUCAUAAAAUGAUUGGCUCAGCAGAGAAAUCUCUUGCAACGGAUUCAAGACUGCUGGCAAUAUCCAUAAUGUUAGCUGGUUUUCACCUUUGUUUGAGACGUUCCAUUUAACAGUGCAGUAUGUACCAAUCUGUGGAGAGUUUAGUGCAGAUCGUUUGACUCGCAUGUUUUUACUUACGUGGCACUGCUCUUGGGUUACGUACACAAAACAGCUUUUACCAGUUGUCUGUGAAAGCCCACCACCUGUGGCAGCUUAAUAUUCACAAGGUGGUCAAACUGGGCAUCAGAAGUGUUGGCUUUCAAGCAUUUCAUGGACAUCUAAAGGUCGACUGAGCUUGCGUUUUACCAGAAUU
This is a messenger RNA of Rhipicephalus sanguineus (brown dog tick), 1434 nucleotides long. RefSeq lists its product as uncharacterized. The transcript has 2 exons. The coding region runs from base 212 to 739 and encodes 175 amino acids. Lineage: Eukaryota; Metazoa; Arthropoda; Arachnida; Ixodida; Ixodidae. The record is from RefSeq and is a predicted model, not a curated record.